This is a messenger RNA of Plenodomus lingam JN3, 1701 nucleotides long. Lineage: Eukaryota; Fungi; Ascomycota; Dothideomycetes; Pleosporales; Leptosphaeriaceae. The record is from RefSeq and is a predicted model, not a curated record.
AUGUUGCGACCCACACACGUCUACACCGUCAUCAUUGAAGCGGCUGUCGAAGAAAUACAAUCGUGGAUACCCUCAAAUAUCCGCUCAAGAUAUUAUUCGGACGACAACUGCGCCCUAUUUGGCGGUGAGGGCGGCCAUGGUAGACCGGCGAUUGGUCGCGACCAGGCCACGGCAGCGUGUCAGAGUCUAGGUCCGACAAUUGCACGAUUGCGGAACAUUCCACGGUCAAUACGUCUGCUGUCUUCCUUGCGCCAUUGCGCCUUCCGUCCGACUGCAGCACCGCUCAGCGCGUCGUUGCGAUGUCGGACCCAGAGAGCAUACAGCAUUCACGCCGAGGCCUCUGUGGGCGAAAAGAUCAAAAACAUAGACCCAACCAAGCUGACGAUUACGAAAACAAAGUCGCCCAAGGACUUGCUGCCUCCAGAGGAUCUCGUCUUUGGCCGCAAUUUCUCAGUGCCCCAAGAUCAUAUGCUGGCGCUCGAGUGGACGGCAACAGAAGGAUGGCUCCCAGCGCGCAUCACACCCUACCAGAACCUCAGCCUCGAUCCUGCGACCUGCGUCUUCCACUAUGCGUUCGAGUGCUUCGAGGGUAUGAAGGCGUACAAGGACAAGAAUGGCAACAUCAGGCUGUUCAGGCCGGACAAGAACAUGGCUCGGUUGAACAAGUCCUCGGCCCGCAUUGCACUGCCAAACUUUGACCCGGAUGCCAUGAUCCAACUCAUUGGCGAGUUUGUCAAACUGGACAAGCGCUUCAUCCCUGAUGCUCGUGGAUACUCGCUCUACCUUCGUCCCACUAUGAUUGGGACACAGCGGACUCUCGGCGUGGGCCCUCCCGCUUCCGCUCUCCUCUACGUGAUCGCCUCCCCCGUCGGCCCAUACUACCCUACUGGUUUCAAGGCCAUCUCGCUCGAGGCCACAGACUACGCCGUUCGCGCAUGGCCUGGAGGUGUUGGAGACAAGAAGCUGGGAGCCAACUAUGCGCCAUGCAUUCUGCCACAGAUGCAGGCUGCCAGCCGUGGAUUCCAUCAGAACCUGUGGCUGUUUGGAGAAGAGGAAUACAUCACAGAGGUCGGUACAAUGAACCUGUUCGCGGCGAUCAAGAAUAAGGAGACGGGACAGCCGGAGCUGCUCACUGCGCCUCUCGACGGCACCAUCCUCGAGGGUGUUACGCGGGACUCUAUCCUGAGUCUGGCACGCGAACGAUUGGAGCCCAAGGGCUGGAAGGUGCUCGAGCGCAAGUUUACCAUGAAGGAGGUUGCAGACGCUGCGGAUGAAGGCCGCAUGAUGGAAGUUUUCGGAGCUGGUACUGCUGCCAUUGUCAGUCCCGUACGGAAGAUUAGCUGGAAGGGUCGACUGGUCGACUGUGGACUUGAAGACCACAGCGAAGCUGGCCCGAUCACGCAGCAGAUGAAGGACUGGCUAGAAGCUAUCCAGUACGGCGACGAAGAGCAACAUCCAUGGAGGUCGUGUAAGGAAUGUCUGCCAACGAGACGGACCGACUCCGCAGACACUCUCCUGGCCCUCAAGGCCGGCACUUGGUUGUACAAAGAGCAGUGGGGGACGUGUGGGCUACGCGUCGAGGGACACACGGGAAGAGAAGGGGGCGCGACACAUGGAUGGUGGUUCUGGACACCGGUGGUAAUGGCUGGUUCUGAAGUAGACUGUGUCGCCAUGACUGCAACGCCAGCCAGCCAGCAUUGA